AUGGCCAGAGGCAGCGCCCUGCUGCUCGCCGCGCUCCUGCUCGCCGCCGCGCUGCCGGCCACGCUGGGGCUCGGGCCGCCGGCAAAGGAGAAGAGAGGCUGGACCCUGAACAGCGCCGGCUACCUCCUGGGCCCGCAUGCCAUCGACACUCACAGAUCCCUUAGUGACAAGCACGGCCUGGCUGGGAAGCGGGAGCUCCAGCCCGAGGAGGAAGCAAAGCCAGGAAGCCUUGACAGGUCGCUGCCUGAGAGCAAUAUAGUGCGCACUCUAAUUGAGUUUCUGACUUUCUUGCAUCUCAAAGAGGCCGGAGCCCUCCACAGCCUGGCCGGCCUCCCUCCGGAGGUCUCCUCAGAAGACACAGAGCAGUCCUGA
Urocitellus parryii (Arctic ground squirrel) is the source of this 372-nucleotide messenger RNA. It is a transcript of the gene Gal, whose product is annotated as galanin and GMAP prepropeptide. The record is from RefSeq and is a predicted model, not a curated record. Gene Ontology annotation, cellular component: extracellular region; secretory granule. Gene Ontology annotation, biological process: neuropeptide signaling pathway. Gene Ontology annotation, molecular function: galanin receptor binding; neuropeptide hormone activity. Lineage: Eukaryota; Metazoa; Chordata; Mammalia; Rodentia; Sciuridae.